Messenger RNA from Hirsutella rhossiliensis, 939 nucleotides. RefSeq names its product RNase P subunit p30 domain-containing protein. Gene Ontology annotation, biological process: tRNA processing. The transcript has a single exon. Gene Ontology annotation, cellular component: nucleolar ribonuclease P complex. The coding region runs from base 1 to 939 and encodes 312 amino acids. Lineage: Eukaryota; Fungi; Ascomycota; Sordariomycetes; Hypocreales; Ophiocordycipitaceae. The record is from RefSeq and is a predicted model, not a curated record. Gene Ontology annotation, molecular function: RNA binding.
AUGCUCUACGACCUCAACCUCGCCUGGUCGCCCGCCGCCCCCCCCGACCGCCUCCUCCAGGCCCUCUCCCUCUCUGCCUCGCUCGGCUACGCCACCGUCGCCCUCAACCACACCCUCGAGCUCCCCCUCCCCGCCAAGCCCGUCUCGCCUUUCCCCAAUCACCUCGACGCCGCCGGCACCACCUCGCCCGCAAGCAAGCUGCCCCAUGUCCUCCACCGCGCCACCCUCCUCCUCGCCGACCCGGCCGCCUCAAACUACCGCCUCCCCGCCCUCGCCACCGUCUACGACGUCCUCGCCAUCCGGCCCCUGACCGAAAAGGCCUUCCAGAACGCCUGCCUGACCCUCGACGUCCCCAUCAUCUCCCUUGACCUAACCGUCCACUUCCCCUUCCACUUCCGCCCCAAGCCCUGCAUGGCCGCCGUCGCCCGCGGCAUCCGCUUCGAGAUUUGCUACGCUCAGCUCCUCGCCGCUGACUCGCGCGGCCGUGCAAACUUCAUCGCAAAUAUGUCCAGCCUCGUUCGCGCCACCCGCGGCCGCGGCUUCCUCAUCAGCAGCGAGGCAAAGACAGCCCUGUCCCUCCGCGCACCCGCCGAUGUCGUCAACCUCUUGAGCGUUUGGGGCCUCGCCAGUGAAAGGGGACUCGAGGGCUUCCGCUCCAUCCCGAGAAGCGUCGUUGUCAACGAGGGCAUUAAGAGAAACGGCUUCCGCGGCGUCAUCGAUGUCGUCCAAGUUGCCUCCAAGGACGCCAACGGACCGGUCGCCAAAUCAGCGAGCCACGCCGCGGGUCCCGGCACCACUGCCGACGGCUCAGCAAGCCGCACCAAGAUUCAGAAGCGCAAACCUGGCGGCGACGACGGUGGCCAGCCCACGAGCAAGCGGCAGGCAAAGAAGAUGAAGCUGGCGACGCACUCGGCCAGUACCGAGAAGCCCCAGCACUAA